Molecule: messenger RNA, 549 nt
Organism: Glycine soja
Lineage: Eukaryota; Viridiplantae; Streptophyta; Magnoliopsida; Fabales; Fabaceae
Exons: 1
Coding region: 1-549 (182 amino acids)
Source: RefSeq, a predicted model, not a curated record
AUGUCACUUUACUCUAAAUUUCUGAAGGAUAUGCUAACCCAAAAGAGCAAGUAUAUCCACAAUGACACAAUUGUAGUGGAGGGAAACUGUAGUGUUGUGAUUCAACGCAUCCUUGCACCCAAGCACAAAGAUCCAAACAAUGUCACUAUACCUUGCUCGAUCAGUGCAGUCUCAGUUGGUAAGGCUCUUAUUGAUUUAAGAGCCAACAUAAAUUUGAUGUCGCUCUUUAUGUGUCAGAGGAUGGGAGAGCUGGAAAUAAUGCCAACCAGAAUGACUCUACAGUUAGCUGAUCACUCCAUCAUCAGGCCGUAUGGAGUGAUAGAAGAUGAUUUGGUCAGAGUUAAACAUAUUACUUUCCCUGCAGAUUUUGUGGUUAUAGAUAUAGAGGAGGAUAUUGAAAUCCCCAUAAUUUUGGGAUGUCCUUUCAUGUCAACCGCCAGUUGUGUAGUAGAUACGGGGAAAGGUAAAUUAGAACUGAGUGUGGAGGAUCAGAAAAUUUCAUUCGACUUAUUUGAAGUAAUGAAGCACUCAAGUGAUCAGAAGGCCUGA